CGUCAUUUAAUUUCCUUAUUUUUGAAUUGUCAAAUUUCUUGUGAUUAAUAUUAUACUUUUAUUUUCAUACUUUUCAUCACUUCUCAUUUUCAUAUAUUCAACAUCAUUCAUUUUCAUUUAAUAAGAUUUAUCAAAUGAGCAUGAGUUAUAAUGAAUACUCUAGUGAAUUUUUCGACUCGAUUGAUGAAAACCAUCUACAUAUCUAUUUGAGGAUUAAGGAUGGAAUUACAGAUUUUGAAGAUUUAUACGAAGUUCUAGACCCUCAAACGAUAAUUUCGAAACAGACUGAUGGCUGUAACUUGAUGAGAAAUACAAAGGAUGAUGUUGUGAUGAAGAAAUACAAGUUCACGAAAAUAUUUGGGCCAGACACUAAGCAGAUUGAAAUAUUCAAGGAGCUGGUUAAACCGAAGCUGGUGAAUUUUAUAAAUGGUCACAAUUCUACCCUUCUGACCUACGGUGUUUCGAGCUCUGGGAAAACCUAUACAGUUGUUGGAACAGCUGAGAAGCCUGGUGUGAUCCCCAGGUCUUUGGAAUAUCUCUUCAGGACCCUUCCUGUUUUGACGGAGGUACCACCAUACAAACCUCUUCCUUAUGGUAAGAUCGUGAGAUUAACGGAGAAUGAGGUUAUCAAAGAAAGACAUUUGAAAAAAGAAAUAUUGAAUUCUAAAUGGACGAACAGUGCCAAAUGUGAACAUAUCAAUACCUAUUGCGCAAUGCAGUCCUGCAUGAGCAACGAACGUUUCAUUGUUUCGUUAGGAGAGGACUUCUCAGGUAUGUCUGUCGGUGUGUGGGUCUCCUUCGCCGAAAUUUACAACGAACACGUAUACGACCUACUUCGAACAAAGAAAUUGAAGAAGGAAAAGCUGAAAAUGGGCAGUGCCAACGGUGAAACUUACUUGAAGAAUCUCACGCUUGUCCAUGUCACCUCCGGCAUGGAGGCGUACCAGGUGCUCCAGUAUGGGUUGCACCAUCUCAAUUAUGCAAAAACUAACAUCAACAAUCACUCGAGCCGGUCUCAUUCGGUGUUCACGAUCUGGCUGACUCAGGCAGGAGAUGACCCCUUGAAAGGCUUCGUUAGCCACUUCAAUUUCUGCGAUUUGGCGGGCGCAGAACGUUCAAAGAAGACCCUGAAUGUCGGCGAUAGAUUGAAGGAGUCCAAUAACAUCAAUACUUCCUUGUUGGUCUUGGCCAGGUGUAUAUCGGCUGUGAGGAAAGCUCAGUAUUCUUCUAACAAUAACAUCAUUCCAUUCAGGGAAUCAAAAUUGACUCAGUUAUUCCAAAAAGCAUUAUCUGGACUAGAGGAUAUUUGUAUGGUAGUUACAAUAAAUCCAUGUAGAGAACUAUUGGAGGAAACGCAACAUGUUCUGAACUUUUCCGCAAUCGCCAAAGACAUUGUGGUGGACGAAAGCCCUCUGAUGAUAUCUAGGAGAAGUGAAAGAAUCACUCAAUUCUUGAGGCAAAGAUUAGAUAAUGCCAUCGGAACAGAAACGGCAAAUGGAAUGGAGGAAUUGAAAAAUGAAUUGGCAGAAAUUGUCAGCAAAAUGGAAAUGGAGGAUAUGAACCAAAUGAAAGAAAUCGAAAUGAUGAGAAAUCAUAUCAUAUCGGAAUAUAACAAGAAGCAAGAAGAACAGAACGAAGAAAUGGAAUUUGAAAUUUUGGCACUCAAAAAAAGAAUGAUGAAUGAACAUAAAAAGCAGUUGCAGGCAGUUAAAUUAGAAAUGAUGCAGAAAUACGGCAUCUCAGACGAUGAAUCUGUUGGCUCCUCCUGUUCAAGUGCAGAAGUCAUACAUUUAAGUUCAGACGAGGAAUCGGAUUCUGCAGUUGAGACUACCAACCUUGUCCGUUCUGAUGAUGAAGAAGAGGUAGAAACGGAAGAUGAGAUAGAUAAAUGGAGAAAAAAGGUCUGUUUACAGGAAGAGUUGAUUGCAGAGCACCACAAAACGAUAUCUUGCCUGAGAAGGCAAAUCGACGAGUUGAAAUUGAGAAUUGAGAUUUUGGAGAUUGGCUGAGCUGGUGAUUUCCCUUCAUACAAGAGUUAUUUUGGAAUUGAUGGCCUUAUUUUGAGAUUGAUUAAUUCCUCAUGUAUAAUACUAAUGGUAAAUAACCUGCAACAGGUACCACUGGUGUCAGGCUUGGCCAUAUCUAGUUUGCACCUCCGAGUACAUACAAAAAGUUCGAACUGUGAUUCCACAAAACAAACAGUCCCAAGUUCUUCCAGGAAACAUAUUAUGACGACUUGGUGUUUGUAUUAUUAAAUUUUGAAGAUGAUCUGAA
Harmonia axyridis is the source of this 2274-nucleotide messenger RNA. RefSeq names its product kinesin-like protein KIF11-A. NCBI's taxonomy places the organism in Eukaryota, Metazoa, Arthropoda, Insecta, Coleoptera, Coccinellidae. Bases 135 to 2009 code for a protein of 624 amino acids. The record is from RefSeq and is a predicted model, not a curated record. Gene Ontology annotation, cellular component: kinesin complex; nucleus; microtubule. The transcript is spliced from 6 exons. Gene Ontology annotation, biological process: microtubule-based movement. Gene Ontology annotation, molecular function: ATP hydrolysis activity; microtubule motor activity; ATP binding.